UCGGCCUAAGGACAACUCUGUUCAGAUUGAAUGAAAAAAAAAUAUGCGCGUGGUUUCAUAACACGUCAAGCUGGCACAUAUACUAUUCCAACAGGUUUUGCUGCGACUAUCGCCAGCUGUGUCUUUCAGAUAUUUAUCAACAGCGGUUGCUAACAUGGCGGACGUAGCUGGUAUGAGAUCUCCAUAUCGCAGUACAUCAGACACAUUUGACCUGGAUGACCUAGUUUCCAAAGAUCCAUUUAAGCAGUUUGAGAACUGGUUUGAUCUAGCUCGCUCUCAUCCCCGAAUUGAAGAGGCCAAUGCUAUGGCUUUAGCUACAGCUACAAAAGAUGGUAUGCCGUCUGUGCGUAUGGUGCUGAUGAAGGGUUACGACCACUCGGGGUUCCAGUUCUUCACCAACCACGGCAGUCGUAAAUCAUCAGAAAUUAAUGAAAACCCAAAAUGUUCUAUCAUGUUUUACUGGGAACCACUCAAAAGAAGUGUGCGAAUAGAAGGCAAGGUUGAACGCAUGUCAGAAGAAUAUUCUACGACCUACUUCCAUUCCCGACCACGGACCAGUCAGUUAGGGUCCACUAGUAGUCAGCAGAGUACAGUUGUGGAGAGUAGGCAGUGUCUAAAGGACAAAUAUGAGGAACUGAUAGAGGAAUACAAAGAUGAUGACAAAAUUAUUCCUAAGCCAGUCUUUUGGGGAGGCUACCUGGUAAAACCUAGUUCCUUUGAAUUCUGGCAGGGACAGACUAACCGACUUCAUGAUCGACUCAAGUUCCGUCUACAGAAAGAUGAAGAAGUUACUGACCCUAAGUUAACACAUGUUGCAGAUGAUGGUUGGGUAAUCGAACGAUUAUUGAUAUUUUUCAGGGGAGGCUACCUGGUAAAACCUAGUUCCUUUGAAUUCUGGCAGGGACAGACUAACCGACUUCAUGAUCGACUCAAGUUCCGUCUACAGAAAGAUGAAGAAGUUACUGACCCUAAGUUAACACAUGUUGCAGAUGAUGGUUGGGUAAUCGAACGAUUAUCUCCAUGAUAUUCUUGUGAAAGAAGCCAUAAAUAUACCAUAUGCUAAAGUCCUUAUCAAUUCCAUAUGCUAAAGUCGUAUCAAUUCCAUAUGCUAAAGUCCUUAUCAAUUCCAUAUGCUAAAGUCCUUAUCAAUUCCAUAUGCUAAAGUCCUUAUCAAUUCCAUAUGCUAAAGUCCUUAUCAAUACCAUAUGCUUAAGUCCUUAUCAAUACCAUAUGCUAAAGUCCUUAUCAAUUCCAUAUGCUAAAGUCCUUAUUAGAGACUAAGCUAAGCAGUAUUACAUGUACAUUAUUUGUAAUUAACUUAUUUUUUAAUAUGUAAACUAAUUACAUUCUUGCCAUUUUUUUUUCAAAUUGUCAUUGGGAAGAUUGUAUCAAAAGUUUGAGUCUCAGAAAGUGACGUUUGUUUUGAUAUUCUAAUACAUUUUUAGUUAGUUGAUUUUUACCAAAUUUAGUCUGAAGUGGGUGAACAUACUUCGUAUACAGACUCUGUUCAUUCAUCUCAGUUAACCAUAAAUAUUCACUGCAUGAUAUUGUAGUCCUCUUUAAUGAUUAAAAUCUUAAAUCAGUCAUAAUCUCCUUAUACCUAUAUUAUCAGUCUUUACAAUGUUUGAACAAGUCCUGAUAUACCAUAUGUCUACUGGUACUGAACACGAUGUAGUUCUUCAGAGAAGACGGCAUUGUUCUAACAUAUUUGUUAUACAAACAUUCUUGACAGGCCUUUUUCAACAGACAUAUUUUUUUAGAUUAAAAACUUUUUUUUUAUAAAAACAUAUCUAGCCUUUUGAUAUUCAUUUGAUAUAUUUAAUUUGUAGUUGGUUAUCAGAAUUUGGAAGUACAUGUAAAUGCUUAGCCGCCUUUCAAUCACACAGAAUUCAGACUGAAGAACUAGGAAAAAAUUCCUUAGACAAAAAUUCCUGUAGUUGUAUCUAAUUGUGAUAACAGUGUACACUUCAUUAAUUGAUUUCAAAAUGGUUACAGGUGAAUCUUUGGUUGUUGGUUAAGGCUUUCAAAGUGUGUCCAUAUUAUAUGUUGUACCCUAUGUGACAAAGUAGAUAAUUAGAUCAACACUGCGGAAAUGAUGAUUUAUUAAAUACUGUCUUCCAUAGGUUCCUGUACACUUUGCUGACAAUAUUUUUUAAAUUCAGUAAAAUAAUUAUUAUUAUUGUGUAUUGCAAUUUUUCGUUUGAUAUUAUCUUAUCAUAAUGUUUUUUAUAGUCCCAUUAAUAGUCGAUACUGUUAUUGAUGAUCUACAAAUCCUCAAAAUACAAUAUUUUUGCAAUAUUACAUCUUUUUAGAAAUUUUGUUAAAUAGAGAGCAUAUUCACAGAAUAAAGUAAGUUCUGAAGGGAUAAUUAAAUGUGUGAUGUAAUGGUACAUCUUUCAAAAAAUUAUGCAUUUUUGGAAUAUCUUGGAAAAUAGGUGAUCCUCCCUGAAACUUCAUCAAGGAUGGGUGAUUUUCAUUAAAAUUAUCCCAUUGUCACUGACAAAUUAACGAUAUUAAGAAAUUGCAAAGCUUAAGGUUGUGAUGCAUUAUAAUAAUUCAACCGGUCAAAAGAGUGUAUACUUUUUGUAUUUAUAGCGGUGUAUACUGUAGUUUGAAUGAAGAAAUAUAAACUUUUAAAAGUGUUGUAACAAUGAAGUUAUAAUUAGAUUACAUUUUGUAUGAUAAUGUAAUCCUGUACCAGAAAGUUGUCAUUAUAUCUCAAUAAAUGCAAUGUAACUUCUGAUAGGAAGCUGAAUAGAUGCAUAUCGUAGAAUUAAGGUGCCUGCUAAAUGUUCAUGAGAUUAGUAAUUAUUCUCCUAGAUUUGAUUUUAAGUUGGAAAUGAAAUUCAUUUAUAGAGUGAAUACACAUUGAUAUGUCUAUGGUAACAAAUGCUUACUACUUUCUGUAGAAUUCUUGUAAUAGGAGUCUGUCUCUGUUUGAUUUAUAAAUGUUAUAAUUAUUUAUAGCUUUAUAUCUAUAGCUUUAGUUUCUUGGUCUAUUUGUAUAAAUUAUCAACACCGUGUUUAAUUGAGUGUGUGUGAUAUAAAUGUCAACCAACCAUACCGAUCUCCUGUUAAACUGUUUACGGUCUCUCUGUUUUAAAGCACACUGCCGGGUGUGCAGUUAAUGGAGGAGAUGUUUGUUCUUUACUGAUCUCCUUUUUUGUUGUUACUGCCAAUUAUUUAUUAAACAAAAUAUGUUACCACUUUAUUUAUUAUCCCUUUUUCACAUUUCACUUGAUUGUAAAUCACAUGACAAAAUACUGACUCUAUUGGCUAAGCACAUGAGUACUAUGAGGGAUAGUGUCGCUCCUUUGUUCACUAAGGAACGGACACUAUUCAUUUUUGGUGCAAGAUUAGAGGUGAAUCUGUUGUGACUUCACUGUUACUGUUGUGAUAUUGAUGCAGAUCAUGGCUGAUGCUGCAGUGGAUGUGGUGAAAUAUUCUGUUGAAUAUUGCAAUUAACAAAGUAAAUGAAGUGUGAUUUACUAAAAAAAACUAUUGCCUUCUUUUAAGGGCACUAUAUGUUCUGAUAUCAAGAUGGAAUAGUACCCUCACCUCCGGCUCAGAUACUAUGCCGUCCCUUGACAACACUUUCAGACCAUAAUGCCCUCACAUUAUGUCAUCCUUCGACAACAAGAUCAGAUCAUAGUGCCCUCUACUAUGCCAUCCCCCAACAACACUAUCAGGACAUAGUGCCCUCAGAAGAAGGCAAUGGUGUAAAAAUAUAGCUGUGUUUACCCUGUUCAUGAUGUUUUGAGGAAAUCUCGUGUUUGAAUAUGUAAAAAUGCUAGUUAACCAGGAAUACUCAGGGUGUACCAUAUCUAAAUAGGAAAAUAAACAUAUUUUGUGUAUGAUA
This is a messenger RNA of Pecten maximus, 3859 nucleotides long. RefSeq names its product pyridoxine-5'-phosphate oxidase-like. Gene Ontology annotation, molecular function: FMN binding; pyridoxamine phosphate oxidase activity. The coding region runs from base 155 to 1024 and encodes 289 amino acids. The record is from RefSeq and is a predicted model, not a curated record. Lineage: Eukaryota; Metazoa; Mollusca; Bivalvia; Pectinida; Pectinidae. The transcript has 8 exons. Gene Ontology annotation, biological process: pyridoxal 5'-phosphate biosynthetic process; pyridoxine biosynthetic process.